This is a messenger RNA of Zea mays, 1567 nucleotides long. RefSeq lists its product as uncharacterized. The coding region runs from base 676 to 1341 and encodes 221 amino acids. The record is from RefSeq and is marked validated. The transcript has a single exon. NCBI's taxonomy places the organism in Eukaryota, Viridiplantae, Streptophyta, Magnoliopsida, Poales, Poaceae.
GUAGGUUAGCGCGAGCUUUGGCCACCAGCAAGCGCAAUAUCGAGACAAGGAUCGAGGCGGGGUUGACUAGCGCGACAAGCCCGUGCAGGGGGCAAGGGCCAACGGUCGGGAGAUGGCAGAGCGGUUCGGACAAGGCCGCACAAACACUGAACGAGAAAAACGACGGCUCACCGACACACGAAGCUAUCACCUCCCAGUUGGGCAUUCCGUCGAGCAUCGGAUAAGCGACGCACGGAACAGUACUGUCUUCUCUAUUCCCAGCUCGAUAUCGAGGAUCCACCGACUGCAAGUACCUACACUACUCCUGCGCAUCCGAGACAACGGCCAGGCGAGGUUGAGUCCCCAACGGCGACCCAGGGCGCGGUCUAGCGAGCAGAGAGCUAGGAGCAGCGCCGCGGCUGGCGAGUCUCGACGGGGUCAACGGCGCGAUAGCGCCCACGGUCGGAGAAAGCACCGGAGAAGCUGAGCAGCGGCGAGCUGAGGGGCGCGACAGGGAAGCUUCGACGGCGGACAUGGAAGUAGGGCGCGGCCAGGCGAGCACAAAGCUGCGCGAGGAAACAGAGCGUGCGCAGGGCGACGGGCACCGCGGCACGUCAGGGAGCCGGACGCGGCACACAAGGAGAUCCACGGCUGGAAAAACGCCGGCCAGCAGAGAAGUAGAGGUGAGGGCGCACCAUGGACAGAGAAGGCAGUGCGCACCCACGGAACAAGCAGAUGCGAGCGUGUAGCGUCCGAUGGGUGAGCGACUGGAGCAGGGCGCGGCUGAGGAAUGGGCAAAGGCCAAGCUGGGGCACCGCAGCGCCAGAGAGGACGCGCAGGGAGAUGAACGCCGCGAGGGAACUCCGCGAGCUGGGGCAGGCCGUGCGCAAGGAAGAAGGCCAGAGGCCGGGCGAACUGCUCGGCAAAGAGGAGCUUGGGCGCGAGAUGCGCGCCAUGGAACUUGGGGCAGUCGGCCGUGCUAGCAGAGGGAGGAGCUGGAGGGUGUUCGACGGAAAAAGCGGUGGCCGUCGCUGGGCAUCAGAGAGACGCGCACAGGGACGAGCUGGAGUCAGGGAGCUCGACGCGGCCCGGGCACGACUCGCCGGACGAGCAGGGAGGUGGGCGCGCGCGGGAGCUGGAGCAACGCGCGCCAAGGACCGAGCUCCGCUGGACGCGGCGAGCAGGGCCGAGCCAGGGACGGCGGAAGGGCGACUACUAGCAAGCUCAAAAGCCAUGGCCGACGAACUCCGGUGGGUGAAGCGACGAGCCUUCACGGCGAAGUGGAGGUCGAGCCCAUGUCAAGGAAAUAGAGAUCAGGGGCAAGCUCCAUAUGGAAGAGAUCAGGGGCGAGCUCCAAGAUAGGGAGAGGAACAACGGGCCUGGAGAUUCGACCUGGCUGGGAAGGGAGACGCCACGGUGAGGAGGCGAGGUCACGUGCUGGUAGAAGAAGCAAGGCGUCGAGCGAACUGAGUGAGAUGAGCGCGCAGCAAAAUAUCCCACGGAGUCGACGUCGCUGAAGGAAAAGGAACGUAGGAGAGCUGGAUUCCAAGAUUAGAACGAUGGCAAGGGAUAAGGAACGAGACGUAUG